AUGGAGCGGGUGAACACAACCAAGAGAUUGGCCCAUCUGCGGGACUUGAUGAAAGAGCAUAAGCUCGAUAUUUAUAUUGUACCAUCUGAGGAUAGUCAUCAAUCCGAAUACAUUGCUCCCUGCGAUGGUCGAAGAGAAUAUAUCUCUGGUUUUUCAGGCUCGGCAGGUUGCGCUGUGAUUACGCUCGACAAGGCCGCUUUAGCAACCGACGGCCGAUAUUUCAACCAGGCGUCGAAGCAACUCGAUGACAAUUGGACACUGCUAAAGCAGGGACUUGAGGAUGUUCCGACGUGGCAGGAGUGGACCACGGAACAAGCUGAGGGUGGAAAGAUAGUUGGUGUCGAUCCCACAGUCAUCACCGCACCGGAUGCGCGAAAACUAUCAGAAAAUCUAAAGAAGAAGGCUGGGAGCUCGCUUAUUGGUGAAAGAGAGAAUCUGGUUGACCAUGUCUGGGGCGCUGAUCGACCACCAAGGCCCAAAGAGAAGGUCAUGGUCCAACCUGAGAAGUACUCCGGAAACAAGUUCCAAUCCAAGCUUGAAGAAGUUCGCAAGGAGCUAGACAAGAAGAAGGCCGCUGGCAUCAUUAUCUCCAUGUUGGACGAGGUUGCCUGGCUGUUCAACCUAAGAGGCAGUGACAUACCCUACAACCCAGUCUUCUUCUCCUACGCUGCUGUGACCCUUACCACCGCAAGGAUCUACGUCGACUCGAACAAGCUCACCGACGAAGUCAAGGAUCACCUUGGUACCGAUGUGGAAAUACGACCAUACGACUCUCUCUUGGCGGAUCUUACGGCAAUGAGUGAAUCUGCGCCAAUUGUCGAAGAUGCUAAUGCCACGGCCUCAGCCCCCAUUUUGAAAAAGAAAUACCUGAUCUCCACUAGGGCGUCAUGGGCAUUGAGUCUAGGUCUUGGUGGUGAAGAACAAGUCGACGAGAUCCGAAGUCCUGUUGGAGACGCGAAAGCUAUUAAAAAUGCCACGGAGUUACAGGGGAUGCGAUCCUGCCAUAUUCGAGAUGGUGCGGCUCUCAGUGAAUACUUUGCUUGGCUAGAAGAGACGCUUGUGCAAAAAGCGGAAACUUUGGAUGAGGUUCAGGCCGCGGACAAGCUGGAGGCAAUACGGUCGAAACGAGAGCAUUUUGUGGGCUUGUCUUUCGAUACCAUUUCUUCCACAGGACCCAACGCAGCUGUCAUCCAUUAUAAGCCCGAAAGGGGCAACUGCUCUACAAUAGAUCCCAAGGCAAUCUAUCUUUGCGAUUCAGGAGCACAGUACCUGGAUGGUACGACAGACACGACUCGAACAUUGCAUUUUGGAAAUCCGACGGGGAUGGAGGUCAAAGCAUAUACGCUGGUGCUUAAAGGCGUGAUUGCCCUUGAUCGAGCAAUCUUUCCCAAAGGCACUACUGGAUUUGCCCUCGAUUCUUUUGCGCGACAGCAUCUUUGGAGGGAAGGGUUAGAUUACAGACAUGGAACAGGGCACGGCGUUGGAUCCUUUCUGAACGUUCACGAGGGACCGAUUGGCAUUGGCACCCGAUCGCAGUACUCUGAAGUCCAAUUGUCGGCUGGGAACGUGCUGUCAGACGAACCGGGCUACUACGAAGACGGGAAUUUUGGCAUUCGUAUAGAAAACAUGAUCAUGGCUCGAGAAACGUCAACAAAGCACAAUUUUGGAGACAAGCCAUGGCUUUCCUUUGAGCAUGUAACAAUGGUCCCGAUGUGCAGGAAGCUCAUUGAUCCUGCGCUGCUCACCUCUGAGGAGAAAACGUGGUUGAAUGACUAUCACAGGGAGGUGUGGGAGAAAAUCAGUGAGUUCUUCAAAGAUGACCAAAGAACGACGGAUUGGCUACAGCGGGAGACGAAAGAAAUUUGA
This is a messenger RNA of Endocarpon pusillum Z07020, 1866 nucleotides long. Its product is annotated as Xaa-Pro aminopeptidase P. Gene Ontology annotation, molecular function: metalloaminopeptidase activity. The transcript has 6 exons. The record is from RefSeq and is a predicted model, not a curated record. The coding region runs from base 1 to 1866 and encodes 621 amino acids. Lineage: Eukaryota; Fungi; Ascomycota; Eurotiomycetes; Verrucariales; Verrucariaceae.